Molecule: messenger RNA, 1947 nt
Organism: Lindgomyces ingoldianus
Lineage: Eukaryota; Fungi; Ascomycota; Dothideomycetes; Pleosporales; Lindgomycetaceae
Product: RING-14 protein-like protein
Exons: 3
Coding region: 265-1695 (476 amino acids)
Molecular function (GO): metal ion binding
Source: RefSeq, a predicted model, not a curated record
UCGCAAUCCACGGACUGGCCUACCUGACCAGGGCAUACAAGAAACCAAGCAUGCCUUUCAUAUUCUCCAAACAAUCUCUAUUCUUUGGGCCUAUUCGCACGCGACGACGUGCCAAACUCUAUCGUUAGAUUCAGAGCCUGGUACCUGACAAGCGGUGACUGUAGAUCGACGUCACGCAGCAGAACUGGCAGGGAACGCCACCAAUCCUCAGCCGAUAGAUUCCCCACGUGCAAAUUUUGCCCUCCUCACAGGCUUCGAGACAUCAUGAAGUUUGGGCACGUCCUCAAGGAACGGCUUAAAAGCGAAGGCUUCCCACCAGAGUGGGUGGACUCAGCUAUCUCGUAUCAGCAGCUCAAGAAAUGCAUCCAUCGCUUGACAGACGAGCUCGCCCAGGUCGGUCUCGAUCCGGUCACGUUGGGCAAACUCCUCAAGCAUGUCGAGGACUAUAAUACAGCCGCCGUCGGCGAGGAAGAAGAACGUCCGUUUGAGUAUAUCCUUUCCGGGGAGCCGCCUCCAGGACCUCAGGACGGUGAUGGCACAGGCUCGGCAAAGAGGCCGCGGAAGCCAUUUCACCCGAAACUCCUAUUCAAAAUAAAUGAAGCCACGGGAGCGCUGCACAGUGCCAAACUGGAUAAAGAAACCAAGUCUAAACUCCACAUGCUUGCCGUUGAAACGGGUCUAUCAGAUCUUCGAGUUCUUGAAGAGCCGGAUUCCAAGUCGAUUACUUCAACUGACUCUGCGAAUACCACCAACGCCCCCAGCAACGUCCCUUGUGUCAAUGAAGGCAAUAAGCGACCAGGAUACCGCACAGUCGAAGUCCCUUUAACCUCAGACACGGAAUUCUUCGCAAAGCUCACCAGUGAACUCUCUGGUCUAGAGAAACUCCAAGAGAAGGAAGAAAAGAAACUACACGGACAGAUCGAAGAGCUCGGGAAGCAGAUUUCAAAACUCACCAACCCCGACCGACGGGCAAACAAGAAGCUGAUAGCCGUCUGGCGGCAAAUCUUCCAACUGUACAUCGAGAGUGGUAUCUUCUUCGGCACCACCGAGACCGACCAUACCGCUCACGAUGCGGAAAAGGCAGCCGCUAGAUUCCAGGCUUUUGUGGAUGCACUUGCGGAACAGGGCCUUGUAGCCAAAUUCAAGAAGCCAGAGAACACACAAGCUCUGAACAUGUUCAUUAAUAUCAACCGCGAGAUCCUUCAGGGGCUGCGUUUUGGAGAAAUUAAUCGAAUGGCCAUGAUGAAGAUAUUGAAGAAAUUCGAUAAGAAGACAGCGCUAGGAGUGAAGGCAACGGUUCCCAAGCAAAUCGAAUACCCUGAAUUCUCCGAGCAUCUAGCGAAAGCUGUGUGCGCAGAGGUGAACACGCAGAUUCUCAGCCAUGUCCCUCAGCUUGACGAAUACAACUGUCCCAUGUGCUUCGACAUCGAAUGGCGGCCAGUGAAACUCCGUUGUGGGCACGUUUUUUGCAUCAGGUGCUUGAUUGUAAUGCAAACCAACCAUCAGCAUCGAUGUCCACUAUGCAGGGAAAAGACUGUCAUAGACGCCAAUUCAGACAAUCUGGAUCUGGAAUUAGCUGACUUUCUGAAGAAAUGGUUCCCGGAUGAAGUCAAGGCGAAGCAGAAGUAUAACGAACUCAUGGCUGGCGUCGACCAAUACGGUGAGGUGUACAAAGACAAGUGCGCUAUUAUGUGAUCGUGCGGAGGCUGGUCUGUAUUUAUUGUGGCAAAUUCCGCGUCCGAAGUUUUCGAAUUUGGGGGAAGUUCUGGUAUGUGGUGAGCUCGGAUUGGGAUUUCGGGUCACGAUGCAAGAGGUCACGCAACCUCUUGUCUUUGUCCGCUCUUCGGAGAACAGCGCAUCCCCAGACUAAUGACAGGGCUUUGUACGCUGGUACGGAGGGACUUUUGUUGAUAUACCCAUAGCAAUUAUUCAUAGCCAGCAUCGAAG